This is a messenger RNA of Suncus etruscus (white-toothed pygmy shrew), 1073 nucleotides long. RefSeq names its product ADP ribosylation factor like GTPase 4A (gene ARL4A). The transcript has 2 exons. Gene Ontology annotation, cellular component: cytoplasm. Gene Ontology annotation, biological process: vesicle-mediated transport; intracellular protein transport. Gene Ontology annotation, molecular function: GTP binding; GTPase activity. Lineage: Eukaryota; Metazoa; Chordata; Mammalia; Eulipotyphla; Soricidae. The coding region runs from base 150 to 752 and encodes 200 amino acids. The record is from RefSeq and is a predicted model, not a curated record.
UGGAGACGCCCAGCUAUGCUUUCGCCUUUGGACCCAGGCUCCUGCUUGGGAGGCUGGUAGCUGGACCCCCCUAGGAAGAGAUGGUCUGAAGCUCGAAGACAAGAAAAAUCAAAGCAUUUUCCUUUGGGAACCUUCCUUCUCAGCUGGAAAUGGGGAAUGGACUGUCAGAUCAGGCUUCGAUCCUGUCCAGCUUGCCUUCUUUUCAGUCCUUCCACAUCGUUAUCCUGGGCCUGGAUUGUGCCGGAAAGACAACUGUCUUGUACAGGCUGCAGUUCAAUGAGUUUGUCAAUACUGUACCAACCAAAGGAUUUAACACUGAAAAAAUCAAGGUAACCUUGGGGAAUUCUAAAACAGUCACUUUUCAUUUUUGGGAUGUCGGUGGCCAGGAGAAACUGAGGCCACUGUGGAAGUCGUAUACCAGAUGUACCGAUGGGAUUGUGUUUGUUGUGGACUCUGUUGAUGUGGAAAGAAUGGAAGAAGCCAAAACCGAACUUCAUAAAAUAACCAGGAUAUCGGAAAACCAAGGAGUCCCUGUGCUUAUAGUUGCUAACAAACAAGAUUUGAGGAACUCAUUGUCUCUCACAGAAAUUGAGAAAUUGUUAGCCAUGGGUGAACUGAGUUCAUCAACUCCAUGGCAUUUACAGCCUACUUGUGCAAUCAUAGGAGAUGGACUAAAGGAAGGGCUUGAGAAACUGCAUGAUAUGAUAAUUAAAAGAAGAAAAAUGUUGCGGCAGCAGAAAAAGAAAAGAUGAAUGGUGCACCCUUUGAUAUCUGUGUGGAGUAGGUUUCCGCUGGUCUGAUUUUGACAAGUGGAAGAAUGUCCACAGCCUGGUUUGCCUGUCUGCUGCUCUGGAUGCUGUUAAAAGCUUCGUUUUGUUGAACAAUCAGAUGCCCAAUUCUGUUGCCUUGUGGAAGAUGAGCAAAAGCACUGCUUCUAGAAAUGGUCUCUUCUGCCCACCCCAGAAAUCUUUGAGUACUACCAUUUUGGGAAGCGGAAUAAGGCUAGUAAAUUGACCAGGAAACAGUUGUGGCAAUUGACCUGAAGUUAGUGAAAUAAAACUUUGAAGAGUGUC